GCGGCUCGGCGGGUCCGCGGCGGGGCCAUGGCGGACCUGGAGGCGGUGCUGGCGGACGUGAGCUACCUGAUGGCCAUGGAGAAGAGCCGCGCCGCGCCCGCCGCCCGCGCCAGCAAGAGGAUCGUCCUGCCCGAGCCCAGCAUCCGCAGCGUCAUGCAGAAGUACCUGGAGGACCGGGGAGAGGUGACCUUUGACAAGAUCUUCACGCAGAAGAUCGGCUACCUGCUCUUCCGUGACUUUGCCUUCAACCAGGCCGAGGAGGCCAAGCCUCUGAUGGAGUUUUAUGAGGAGAUCAAGAAGUACGAGAAGCUGGACUCGGAGGAGGAACGAGCCGCCCGGAGCCGCCACAUCUUCGACCAUUACAUCAUGAAGGAGCUGCUGGCCUGCUCCCACCCCUUCUCCAAGAGCGCCACGGAGCAUGUCCAGAGCCGCCUGAGCAAGAAGCAGGUGCCCCCAGAUCUCUUCCAGCCUUACAUUGAGGAGAUCUGCCAGAACCUGCGAGGGGGCAUCUUCCAGAAAUUCAUCGAGAGUGACAAGUUCACGCGGUUCUGCCAGUGGAAGAACGUGGAGCUGAACAUCCAUCUCACCAUGAACGACUUCAGCGUUCACCGAAUCAUCGGCCGCGGCGGUUUCGGGGAGGUCUACGGCUGCCGGAAAGCAGACACGGGCAAAAUGUACGCCAUGAAGUGCUUGGACAAGAAGCGCAUCAAGAUGAAGCAGGGCGAGACGCUGGCCCUCAACGAGCGCAUCAUGCUGUCCCUCGUCAGCACCGGGGACUGCCCGUUCAUCGUGUGCAUGUCGUACGCCUUCCACACGCCCGACAAGCUCAGCUUCAUCCUCGACCUCAUGAACGGGGGGGACCUGCACUAUCACCUGUCCCAGCACGGCGUCUUCUCGGAGGCGGAGAUGAGGUUCUACGCCGCCGAGAUCAUCCUGGGCCUGGAGCACAUGCACAGCCGCUUCGUCGUGUACCGUGACCUCAAGCCAGCAAACAUCCUCCUGGACGAGUUCGGGCACGUCCGCAUCUCCGACCUGGGCCUGGCCUGCGACUUCUCCAAGAAGAAGCCCCACGCCAGCGUGGGCACCCACGGGUACAUGGCACCGGAGGUGCUGCAGAAGGGGGUGGCGUACGACAGCAGCGCCGACUGGUUCUCCCUGGGCUGUAUGCUCUUCAAACUGCUCCGGGGGCACAGCCCGUUUCGGCAGCACAAGACAAAGGACAAGCACGAGAUCGACCGGAUGACCCUCACCAUGGCUGUGGAGCUGCCGGACUCCUUCUCCCCGGAGCUGCGCUCUCUGCUGGAGGGGCUGCUGCAGCGGGAUGUCAACCGGCGCCUGGGCUGCAUGGGGCGUGGGGCUCAGGAGGUGAAGGAGGAGCCCUUCUUCAAGGGCCUGGACUGGCAGAUGGUUUUCCUGCAGAAGUACCCGCCGCCCCUCAUCCCGCCCCGCGGCGAGGUGAACGCGGCCGACGCCUUCGACAUCGGCUCCUUCGAUGAGGAGGACACCAAGGGCAUCAAGCUGCUGGAGAGCGACCAGGAGCUGUACCGCAACUUCCCACUCACCAUCUCGGAGCGCUGGCAGCAGGAGGUGACCGAGACCGUCUUCGACGCCGUCAACGCCGACACCGACAAGCUGGAGGCCCGCAAGAAAGCCAAGAACAAGCAGCUGGGCCACGAGGAGGAGUACGCCAUGGGCAAGGACUGCAUCAUGCACGGGUACAUGGCCAAGCUGGGCAACCCCUUCCUGACGCAGUGGCAGCGCCGCUACUUCUACCUCUUCCCCAACCGCCUCGAGUGGCGCGGGGAGGGCGAGUCGCCGUCCCUGCUCACCAUGGAGGAGAUCGACUCGGUGGAGGAGACGCAGGUGAAGGAGCGCAAGUGCAUCCUGCUCCGCAUCCGCGGGGGCAAGCAGUUCGUGCUGCAGUGUGAUAGCGACCCCGAGCUGGUGCAGUGGCGGAAGGAGCUGCGGGACGCGCAGCGCCAGGCGCAGCAGCUGCUGCAGCGGGUGCCCCGCAUGCAGAACAAGCCCCGCUCGCCCGUGGUGGAGCUCAGCAAAGUGCCGUUCAUCCAGCGCUCCCCCAACGGGCUCUGACCCGCUCCUGGCGUCCUUUUCCCCCUUCCCACCCCGCCUCUAAUUUAUUGGGUUGGGUUCCCGCGUGUCCUCCCGUGUCUCCUGGGGCUGGU
Molecule: messenger RNA, 2183 nt
Organism: Empidonax traillii (willow flycatcher)
Lineage: Eukaryota; Metazoa; Chordata; Aves; Passeriformes; Tyrannidae
Gene: GRK2
Product: G protein-coupled receptor kinase 2
Exons: 21
Coding region: 28-2091 (687 amino acids)
Biological process (GO): regulation of signal transduction; regulation of the force of heart contraction; protein phosphorylation
Molecular function (GO): ATP binding; G protein-coupled receptor kinase activity; G protein-coupled receptor binding
Source: RefSeq, a predicted model, not a curated record